This is a messenger RNA of Numida meleagris (helmeted guineafowl), 1590 nucleotides long. It is a transcript of the gene XRCC1, whose product is annotated as X-ray repair cross complementing 1. NCBI's taxonomy places the organism in Eukaryota, Metazoa, Chordata, Aves, Galliformes, Numididae. Gene Ontology annotation, molecular function: damaged DNA binding. Gene Ontology annotation, cellular component: nucleus. The transcript has 10 exons. The record is from RefSeq and is a predicted model, not a curated record. Bases 172 to 1320 code for a protein of 382 amino acids. Gene Ontology annotation, biological process: base-excision repair; single strand break repair.
UGCCCCGCGCGGUGGUGACGCGGCUCUGCCGGAGGACUCCACAUCCCAUGGUGCACAGCGGCGGGGCCUGAGGGGAGGGCCCGGACCUGAGCGGAAACCGGAACCGGAAACUGGAGCGGGCGGAAACAGGAACCUGAAGCCCCGCCAGCUGACCCCACGCAGCGGGAACCGAUGGCUCCGGUGAAGAUCAGCCACGUCGUGUCCUUCUCCUCCCAGGACCCUCGCUACCCGGUGGAGAACCUCCUGUGCCCCGACGGCCGCCGACCCUGGCUCAGCUGCCCCCAGGAACGCAGCCGGCAGCUGAGGGUGGAGCUGCAGCUGGAGAGAGCCAUCCCCAUCGGCUACAUUGACGUCGGGAACUGGGGCUGCGCCUUCCUGCAGAUCGAAGUGGGUCGCUCCUCGUGGCCGCUCGACCGCCCCUACCUCACCCUGGUGCCCAGCGUCGCGCUGAUGACGCCGGCCGACUCCAAGCUGGACCGCAACCGCUGUGGCGUCCGCAUGUUUAAAGAAGCGGAUUUCCUGGCGUUGGCGGCGGGACAGAAGUGGGAUCGCCUGCGGCUCACGUGCAGCCAACCCUUCCGCCACCGCGGGCAGUUCGGGCUCUGCUUCAUCCGCGUGCGCACGCCGCUGGACCCGGAGCUGUGCCCCCCGGCAACGGAGGACUCUGAGCCCGUGGGCAGCCCCCAGCGCUCCAGCCCUGCCUCCUUUUGGCGGAUUUCCUCUGCAGAAAAGCACCCGAGCUCGCAGGAGGAGGAGCAGCUGAAGAGCAGCCUGCAGCAGCUGGAGCCCGGCGCUGCGUCCCACGCCUGGAGCCCAGCGUGCCUCAGCCGCCCGGCGCGCAUGGUGCUGUCAGCAGCGCAGAGCCGAGCCAGGAGACCCCCACCCCGAGUCAGUGCCAGCAUCCCGGGGAGCAACACAGAUCAGGGACAGCCCGCAGCACGGGGGCCAGCACUGGAGGUGCCAGCAGCCCCCAAGCGCGCCCGCAGGCAGAGAGCUCACAGCGCUGUGGGCAGGUCCCCGCCGCCUCUCUCCGGGAAUCCUGGGGCAGGAGGGAGAGCCGGAACGCAGGGCCACAACACAAACGGAGGGGAGAGCAGCGGAGGGGAGAGCAGCGGAGGGGAGAUGGCCCUGUGCCCUAUCUGCUCAGGUUCCUUCAGCACGGCGCUGCUCCCCGCGCACGCCUCCCGCUGCGGCGAGGAAGACUCCGACUCCGAGGUGGAGCUGCUUUCCUCUGGCAGCAGCCGGGUGCCGUGCCCCAUCUGCGGGCUCUGCUUCAGCGUUGCAGAGGUGGAGCUGCACUGCAGCACCUGCGGGGAGUGAGGGACCCUCCCCCCAGCGUUGAUCUGCAGAGACUCGGCCCCACUGCGCUAUGGGGCAGGGAGUGGGCAUGCUUUGGUGCUCCUUCAGUCCGCCCUGCUCGGUGUGAGGAGGCAGUGGGGCACGAGGGGCUGAGGGAAGAAGCCACGCAUUGCUCCUGGUCCGUGGUGCGCAGCAGCGAGCGGAGCGAACUGGACCGGUAACGGUGAGCAUCCGACUGGAGGUGGAGCGGUCACCUCCCUCCCAGUGAGGCCGCACUGGGGGUAGGGGACG